Pteronotus mesoamericanus is the source of this 3416-nucleotide messenger RNA. RefSeq names its product poly(ADP-ribose) polymerase family member 10 (gene PARP10). Gene Ontology annotation, biological process: protein poly-ADP-ribosylation; negative regulation of gene expression. The record is from RefSeq and is a predicted model, not a curated record. Gene Ontology annotation, molecular function: NAD+-protein mono-ADP-ribosyltransferase activity; transcription corepressor activity; NAD+ poly-ADP-ribosyltransferase activity. The coding region runs from base 85 to 3129 and encodes 1014 amino acids. The transcript is spliced from 12 exons. Gene Ontology annotation, cellular component: cytoplasm; nucleus. NCBI's taxonomy places the organism in Eukaryota, Metazoa, Chordata, Mammalia, Chiroptera, Mormoopidae.
GUCCCAGGCCUCCGGCCUUCAGAGCAGGAUCCCAGUCCCAGCUGAAGGUGUGGGCUGGGGCGCAGGCAGCGGCCAGUGUCUGCGAUGGCAGAGGCUGAGGAGGCAGGGGCGGCAGUGGAGCUCAGCGGGCUGUCCCCUAACACCCCCGAUGAGUUGCUCAUGCUCUACUUCGAGAACCACCGACGCUCUGGGGGGGGACCUGUGCUGAGCUGGCAGAGACUUGGCCACGGGGGCGUACUCACUUUUCGGGAGCCUGCAGACGCAGCCAGCGUCUUGGCCCGGAAGGAGCACGUGCUGCCGGGCACGCACCUGAGUGUGCGGCCCGCCCCGCCGCGCACCCGCGCGCGCCUGCUGCUCCAGGGACUGCCCCCCGGCACUGCGCCCCAGCACCUGGAGCAGCACGUCCAGGCCCUGCUGCGUGCCGCGGGGCACCCGGAGCAGCCCUGCCGUGCCCUGGCCAGUCCCCGACCGGACAGGGCCCUGGUCCAGCUGCCCAAGGCCCUCUCCGAGGCAGAAGCCCGGGCGCUGGAGGAGCAGGCCCAGGCCCUGGGCCUGGGCGGGGCUGAGGUAUCCCUGGCGUGGGUGCCCCAGGCUCGAGCAGUGCGUGUGCUGGGCGGCGCCUCCCCUGUGGACACUCUGUUGCUGGAGCUGUACCUGGAGAAUGAGCGCCGAAGUGGCGGGGGCCCCCUGGAGGGCCUGCGCAGCCUGCCGGGGCAGCUGGGCACCGUGGUCACUUUCCGGCAGUGGCAGGUGGCUGAGCGGGUGCUGCAGCAGGACCACUGCCUACAGGGCUUGGAGCUGACCCUUGUCCCCCACUACAAUGUCCUGGAGCCCGAGGAGCUUGCGGAGGACACCGGAGGAGGGGACCCCUUGGCUGGCCUGGGGCCUGAGGCCACGGGGCAUGCCCUCCUGGAGCCUGGAGGGCCAGCGAGGGCACUGAGGGGUGUAGAGACUGUGGCCUUGGGCUCUGAGGAGGCACUCGGCCAGUCGGGAGCCCCUCGAAGGACAGACCCCAUAGGGCCCCGGGGGCGGGCCGGGCCAGUCAUCCUGGGGCCCGCGGGGGCUUCGGGGCUGGCGGGGCUGGAAAGCCCAGAGCCCGCGGGGGCUUCGGGGCAGGCGGGACUGGAAAGCCCAGAGCCCGCGGGGGAUUCGGGGCAGGAGGGACUGGAAAGCCCAGAGCCCGCGGGGUAUUCGGGGCAGGAGGGGCUGGAAAGCCCAGAGCCCGCGGGGUAUUCGGGGCAGGCGGGGCUGGAAAGCCCAGAGCCCGCGGGGUAUUCGGGGCAGGAGGGGCUGGAAAGCCCAGAGCCCGCGGGGUAUUCGGGCUCAGCGGAGGUCGCCAUGGGGUCCCUGGGGCAGGCGGGGGCGGGGCGCGCGGGGCACGCGGGCUCACCGGAGCAGGGGGGCCUGGUGGAGACGGUGCUGCCGAUGGAGCCGGGGGCCAUGCGCUUCAUACAGCUCUACCACGAGGACCUUCUGGCAGGCCUGGGGGAGGUUGCCCUCUUCCCACUCGAAGGAGCAGAUGCGGCUGGCUUUCGGCUCUGUGGGGCCCUGGCCCCGUGCCUGGCGGCCCAGGAGUUUCUGCAAAGUCUCCUGGGCAGCAUUAACUGUCAUGUGCUGAGCCUGAAGCACCCAGGCAGUGCCAGGUUCCUGCUGGGCCCAGAGGGGCAGCACCUUCUGCAGGAGCUGGAGGCUCAGUUCCAGUGUGUCUUUGGGACAGAGCGUCUGGACAUCGACUUUGCACAGGUGGACCUUCCUGAGGCCCUCCAGGCCCUCCCUGACCAGGCCCACUCUCUGUGGCUUCUGGACAGUACAGGCAGUGACCAGGAGAGCCGGAGACUGGAGGAGGUUCAAGAGCUGCUGGCCACCCUGGAGGGCCUGGCCGGGGAGGACAGACUGUCCCUGGCACCAGAGGAGGAGGAGCUGGAGCAGCAGCCAGAGAGGGAGCCUGCACCCGGGGCCGAGGAGGAGCUGCCAGCCCCCGGCACCGGGGCGCCUGGGCAGCUGGAGGAGGAGGCUGCGCUGCAGCUGGCUCUCCACCGGUCACUGGAGCCUCAAGGCCAGGUGGCCGAGCAGGAGGAGGCUGCCGCGCUGCGGCAAGCACUGGCCCUCUCCCUGCUGGAGCCAAACCCACUGGAGGCAGAAGAAGCCCUCCUGGGCGGGGGGGCGGGGGGCCAGGCCCAGCUGGUGGUACAUGCAGCCUUUGAGCAGGACAUGGAUGAGCUGGACCGGGCGCUAGGGGCCGCCUUGGAGGUGCACCUCCGAGAGGAGACAGUGGGGCUCCGGGGCCACACGCUGCCCUCAGAGCUGCGUGCCCGCCUAGAGCGGUGCCACGGUGUGAGCAUCGCCCUUCACAACGACCGCACCGUCCUCCGUGGCUUCGGGGUCCAGCCCACCUGUGCGGCCCACCACUUAGCAGCCCUGCUGGCUGGCCCCCGGGAUCCGAGUCUGGCCUUGGACGCUUCGAGCCCCACCCCGCCGCAGCAGAGGCUGCAGGGGCCCCUGGGCAGGCUGGAGGGUCUGGCCGAGAGCAGCCGGGAGUUCCAGGCAGUGGUGCAGGCCUUCUGCGACACACUGGACACUGCCCACGGGAGGAUCCGCAUCGUCCGGGUGGAACGCGUGUCGCAUCCGCUGCUGGAGCAGCAGUACGAGCUGCACCGAGAACGCCUGGAGCAGCGCUGCGCGCGGCGCCCGGUCGAGCACGUUCUGUACCACGGCACGUCGGCGCCCGCCGUCGCAGACAUCUGCGCGUACGGCUUCAAUCGCAGUUUCUGCGGCCGCAACGGCACACUCUACGGAAAGGGCGUGUACUUCGCUAAACGCGCCUCCCUGUCGGUGCAGAACCGCUACUCGCCCCCCAAUGCCGACGGCCACAAGGCAGUGUUCGUGGCGCGGGUGCUGACCGGCGACUACGGACUGGGACACCGCGAGCUGCGGGCGCCCCCUCUGCGGGCCCCGGGCCACGGGCUCCCGCGCUACGACAGCGCCGUGGACUGCCUCCGCCAGCCUAGCAUCUUCGUCAUUUUUCAUGACACCCAGGCGCUGCCCACCCACCUCAUCACGUGCGAGCAUAUGCCCCAGCCUUCCCCCGGGGACCCCUCUGGGUCUUUGGCCAACCCCGCGGCCACCUAACCCGAAGGGUUCCGCUCGGCCUGGUCUCGGGCCUCCUGCUCCCCGGGCCCCAGCUCCACCGCAGCCUUACAGAUCCCUCCGCCACAUCGGCUCCUGCCUCCUGCGGCGACGCGGGCACCGUCAGUGCGAAGAAGCUCGGGCGCGGUCCCCUCCGGGGCCGGCCCAACCACCAGGGGUCAGCAGAGCCCAGGAGGAGGGCGGACGGCCCGACCCCGCCCGCCGAGGCUGGACUUUGACCGAGCGCGGCUCUGUUAUUUGAAUAAACGAGAAACCGGGCGGAGGGACCA